AUGCCCGGCUCCCCCGGCGCCGCCCGGCUCCCCCGGUGCAGCCCGGCUCUCCCGCUCCCUGCCCGGCUCCCCCGGUGCAGCCCGGCUCCCCCGCUCCCUGCCCGGCUCUCCCGCUCCCUGCGCGGCUCCCCCGGUGCAGCCCGGCUCUCCCGCUCCCUGCCCGGCUCCCCCGGUGCAGCCCGGCUCCCCCGCUCCCUGCCCGGCUCUCCCGCUCCCUGCGCGGCUCCCCCGGUGCAGCCCGGCUCUCCCGCUCCCUGCCCGGCUCCCCCGGUGCAGCCCGGCUCCCCCGCUCCCUGCCCGGCUCCCCAGCUCCCUGCCCGGCUCCCCCUGGCCCUGCCCGGCUCCCCAGUUCCCUGCCCGGCUCCCCCGGCAGUCCCGAGGGAGGAGAAGCUGGAGCAGCUGGGCUCGGAGGCAGCCCCGGUAGACACGGCCCCAGAACUUACCGACUCCAACACAUCUGGGUUUCUUUUCCAAGAGGGGUUCUUCUGCAGCAACCUGGCUUGGAAAAAGUUACGUUUUAAAAUAUUCCUAGAAAAGGUGUACUGA
Molecule: messenger RNA, 546 nt
Organism: Hirundo rustica (Barn swallow)
Lineage: Eukaryota; Metazoa; Chordata; Aves; Passeriformes; Hirundinidae
Exons: 1
Coding region: 1-546 (181 amino acids)
Source: RefSeq, a predicted model, not a curated record